GAAGUGAAUCACUAUGGCGGCCGCAGACGUAGCAGUGCUCAAGAACGAUCUUCCACGUUCGCUGAAGCAGUCGGGGCAUGUCGGUUUCGACAGUCUACCCGACCAGCUGGUCAGCAAGAGCGUCCAGAAUGGGUUCGUGUUCAACAUCAUGUGCAUCGGCGAGACGGGCCUGGGCAAAUCGACACUGAUGGACUCGCUGUUCAACACCAACUUCGAGUCGGUGCCCAGCCCUCAUACGAUGCCGAGCGUGAAGCUGAAGGCGCAUACGUACGAGCUGCAGGAAAGCAUGGUUCGUUUGAAGCUGACCAUCUGCGACACGGUUGGGUACGGCGAUCAGAUCAACAAGGACGACUCGUUCAAGGCGGUAGUGGACUACAUUGAUCAGCAAUUCGAAGCGUACCUGCAGGAGGAACUGAAAAUCAAACGCUCACUGUCGACGUAUCAUGACAGUCGCACGCAUAUCUGUCUGUACUUCAUCUGCCCGACCGGUCACGGGCUGAAGUCGCUCGAUCUGGUGUGCAUGAAGAUGCUCGACUCGAAGGUCAACAUCAUUCCGAUCAUCGCGAAGGCGGACACGAUCUCGAAGACGGAACUGUCGAAGUUUAAGGCGAAGAUCAACGAGGAGCUGCGGGCGAACGGUGUGCAGAUCUACCACUUCCCGACCGACGACGAGUCGGUGGCGGAGAUCAACAGCACGAUGAACUCGCACAUCCCGUUCGCGGUGGUCGGCAGCACGGACUUUGUGCGCGUCGGCAAUAAGACGGUCCGGGCGCGCCAGUACCCGUGGGGUACGGUGCAGGUGGAGAACGAGGCACACUGUGACUUCGUGAAGCUGCGCGAGAUGCUGAUCCGCACCAACAUGGAGGACAUGCGGGAGAAGACGCACACGCGCCACUUCGAGCUGUACCGCCAGAAGCGCCUGGAAGAGAUGGGCUUCACCGAUGUGGACAGCGACAACAAGCCCGUUUCGUUCCAGCAGACGUUCGAGGCAAAGCGCAGCAACCACCUGGCGGAGCUGCAGGCCAAAGAGGACGAGGUGCGCCAGAUGUUUGUCGUGCGCGUGAAGGAGAAGGAAGCUGAGCUGAAGGAGAGUGAAAAGGAGCUCCAUGCCAAAUUCGACAAGCUGAAGAAGGACCACGCGGAGGAGAAACGCAAGCUGGAGGAAUCGCGCAAGAAGCUCGAGGAAGAGUUUGUCGAGUUCAACCGCCGCAAGUCGCAGAUGGCCGUCUCGCACCACACGCUCACGCUAGGCAAGAGCAAAAAGAAAUGAAACAUGUAAACGUGUUUGGCCACGUUUCUGCUAACCAUCUUUUGUUCUGCAUGACCCCAGCUUUACAGGGUUUGUUUUUGGUAUGUGUUUUAAAUUUUUAUGUGUUUUUCUUUUUACCUGGUAUCGACCGGCACAUUUUUGCAUUCUUAAUCCAUUUAAAAGACGCCAAUAUGUCUCCCGUCUUCGACCCGUCCGUCUGGACUAGAUCAGUACAGUUUACAACGCCAAAAAGGUUCCAAUUUUUAAAAGACUCUUUACACCAGCAAGUUAGUAGCAGACUUUUACGACAGUUUUUUUUUUCUGGAAAAGAAGACAAAGUUUAAGUACAAAUUUCGAGAUCGGAACGAAAAGAGUUGAAUUACUCCGUAUGUUUUUUUUUGUUCUCGAGUGCAAACCAUCAUGAUUCAAGGCAGAUGAAAAGUAUUAAAAGUAAAAUGGAAACCGUAUCGAAGGGAACAUCCAAGACAAAGUUUAUUUCAUAUGUUUUGAAGGGAAAAGGAGGGAAACGUUUGGAGGGAACUGUAAACCGAAAAACAAUUUUUAAACAAAUAAUUUUCCGGUGUUUCUAGUAAGGAUUGCAAUGGACCGGAGGAAUGGUAUAAACGGCGGCGAACACAAUAGAUUAGGAGUAUGAAACCUACGAUCGAUAAACUUAAUCAUGAAGUAACCACCCUUGACCAACUCCAGGGUAUACGUAGGGAAAUUCCUUUCGAAGCCACAAGCCAGUCUCACGUCGCAAACGGACACCACGGGGUAGGAAAGCUCGGACAUGCGGAGGGCAAAAUCUAGCCUCGAUGUUGGCAUGUUCGAUUUCCGGUUUCGUGAUUCCGUCAGUGAAACUGAGUCAUUGUGUGCAUCUUAAAAAAAAAGAAUCAGAAUUACAAAAAGUAAGCAGCUUUUCAUUAUGCCUAGUUCAUCGGACUGCUGUACAAAGUGCAACUACUAGAAGCUUGUGUUUGCUUCCGGACGAACGGUUCGACCGCAAAACCCAAAACCGGUUGAACAGUAUCCGAAUUGACAAAGCAAUCAACUAUAGGAACUUAAAUAGCAAACGAAUCUUUAUCUCAUCCCAACUUACAGCAAUCGUUCGCAAAAUGUCGAUUCUGUUCUGACUGCUUGGCUUUGCACGGUCCGUUAGUUGACGUCCUUUUAGUUCCGCAGUAAAAGAAAACAAAAAGAAAGGUCCAGCAAAACACUGGGCCAAAGAAAAACCAAACUUUUGAAACACGGACGUGGCAGCAUCGGAUGAAGAUCAAAGAUUUUAUUUACCUUCGCUUAAGAGCAGCGUUGCAAUAAUGACGAUAUUGCGCGUAAGUCUAUAUUUAAUGUAUCUAUACUGCCUAAAAUACAGUCUAUAAAAAUCGAAAUGAA
Messenger RNA from Anopheles coustani, 2641 nucleotides. It is a transcript of the gene Septin2, whose product is annotated as septin-2. Lineage: Eukaryota; Metazoa; Arthropoda; Insecta; Diptera; Culicidae. Gene Ontology annotation, cellular component: septin ring; septin complex; microtubule cytoskeleton. Bases 14 to 1270 code for a protein of 418 amino acids. Gene Ontology annotation, molecular function: GTP binding; molecular adaptor activity; GTPase activity. The transcript has 4 exons. Gene Ontology annotation, biological process: cytoskeleton-dependent cytokinesis. The record is from RefSeq and is a predicted model, not a curated record.